AUUUACUGUCUUGGUAGACAGCAUGAAGCAUGUUUGCUUCAAACUGAAUCUCAUUACGCGUGCAACGCACCAAGCGAACGGACACAGCAUUAACUCAAAGUAAUGUCACGCAGCAUCAAGUACAUCCAGACUGAUGUCAAUGGAGCCGCCGAGGGGCAGCGACGAAGGGUGGCAAUCAUUGGAGCGGGUCUGGUAGGAUCCUUGGCAGCUCUGAACUUUGCGCGCAUGGGCAACGAUGUGCAUCUGUAUGAGUAUCGCGAGGACAUUCGCACCGCAGAGUUGGUGCAAGGACGCAGCAUUAACUUGGCGCUAUCGCAACGUGGCCGCAAGGCGCUCGCUGCAGUGGGACUUGAGGAACAGGUGCUGGCCACUGCGAUACCCAUGCGAGGCAGGAUGUUGCACAAUGUGCGUGGUCGGACCAGCAUUGUGCUCUACGAUCCCUGCACCAAACAAUGUCUCUAUUCCGUGGGAAGAAAGCAGCUCAAUGAGGUGCUGUUGAAUGCCUGCGAUGCAUUCCCUAACAUCAGCUGCCACUUCGAGCAUAAACUGACCACGGCCAACAUCAGAGAGGGUCAAAUGCAGUUCAAAGUUGCGCACGAAGAGCAGCUAAUCUCGACCAGCGCUGAUCUGGUUGUGGGUUGCGAUGGCGCCUUUAGCUCAUUGCGUCAACAGUUGGUGCGCACUCCGGGCUUUAAUUACUCGCAGGAAUACAUUGCUACCGGGUAUCUGGAGUUGUGCAUACCCGCCAAGAAUGGCGAAUUUCAGAUGCCGCCCAAUUAUCUGCACAUUUGGCCACGCGACUCGUUCAUGAUGAUCGCCCUGCCCAAUCAGGACAAAUCUUUCACGGUCACGCUUUCAAUGCCCUUUGAGGUGUUUGCCCAACUGAAGACACAUCAACAACUUUUGGAUUUUUUUCGCCAGCACUACAUGGAUGCACUGCCUCUGAUUGGUGAGGAGCAGUUGAUCAAGGACUUUUUCAAGACACGUCCACAGCAUUUGCUGUCCGUCAAAUGCAAGCCAUAUCAUUUUGCGGACAAGGCGCUUAUUCUGGGAGAUGCAGCACAUGCCAUGGUUCCCUACUAUGGUCAGGGCAUGAAUGCAGGAAUGGAGGAUGUAACCCUGCUCACGUCCAUACUCAACGAGCAGCUGCCGCUGGACGAGGCGUUGGCCAAGUUCACAGAGUCACGCUGGCAGGAUGCCUUCGCCAUUUGUGAUCUGGCCAUGUACAACUAUGUGGAGAUGCGUGACCUGACCAAGCGUUUGUCUUUUCGCUGUCGCAAGUGGCUGGACACAACGUUGUUCCGCCUCUUCCCUCGUCAGUGGGUGCCGCUCUACAACAGCGUCUCGUUCUCCAGCAUGCCGUACAGUCAGUGCAUUGCCAAUCGCCAAUGGCAGGACAGAUUGCUGCACAAGACAUUGAGCUUUAGUCUGCUGGCCAGCUGUCUCGUUGCUGGCGCCAUCUAUGCCCGACGCUUGCGUUAAAACAAACAUACAUACAUUUUCCCACAACCUUUGUCAAUAUUUCUUAGCAUAAGUUUAAAAUUUUUCAUUUGUUUUCAAUACAAUUUUUAUGAAUACAUAUAUUCAAU
Messenger RNA from Drosophila albomicans, 1589 nucleotides. RefSeq names its product kynurenine 3-monooxygenase (gene cn). Bases 103 to 1482 code for a protein of 459 amino acids. Lineage: Eukaryota; Metazoa; Arthropoda; Insecta; Diptera; Drosophilidae. The transcript has 3 exons. Gene Ontology annotation, biological process: NAD+ metabolic process; L-tryptophan catabolic process; quinolinate biosynthetic process. Gene Ontology annotation, molecular function: FAD binding; NAD(P)H oxidase H2O2-forming activity; kynurenine 3-monooxygenase activity. The record is from RefSeq and is a predicted model, not a curated record. Gene Ontology annotation, cellular component: mitochondrial outer membrane.